AUGUCGUUCUUUGAUGGUAUUCCAGUGGCUCCUCCUAUUGAGGUUUUCCACAAGAACAAACUGUACUUAGACGAACAAGCUCCGGUAAAAGUCAACCUUACCAUUGGAGGUUAGUAACUGGACAAUUUUAAAAAUCACAAAAAAACGAGAAAAGGGUAAAAUAAAACAUAUUAGAAAAGCGUAAGAAGUUGGGGUGUCAGUAGAGCAAUUUUAUGAAUGACGGAUAAAGGUGACCUCUCCUUUCAAACCUGGCUUUUUUGUUUUUGAGUACCUUGAAUUUCAGUAUCAAGCAAAACACGAAAAAAACGAAAAAAACAAACCUGCAUCUCCUACACGCCAGUUCCUCACAAUAUCAAGUUUUUUUAACAAAGUUUAAGAUUCAUUUUCAAAUUUUUUUAGCUAUUUGUCAAUUAAAAAUAAAUUUCUAAGCAGACUUAUUUCCGAACUUGGCUCAUUUUCGAGCUCAGUAGUUAUUUUCAAAAUAACAUGUUUGAAAAACUGUAUGAAUAAUCACUGAAAUGAUACAAAAUUUCAAUUAUGAGCUAAGAACUUUCUAGGUUUGCUGAAAUUGUUUUGGAAUAACGGGGAACUGGAACCACGUAAUUUCCACCUGGGCAAGCUCCGUCACCCCUGCACUUAAUUAAAAAAAGUAUAUGAAAAUGAGAAUAAACUUUUUGCGCAGAUUCAAUUCAUACACAUAAAGGCAAUUGAACUGAUUUAUUUUAAUUUUUUUCCAAAAAUACAUUUUUUGAGGAAAUGAGACUCUGACCACAAAAAUAGCAAUAAAAAAAAUCUAAAUAUUUCGUUGUUCUGAAAACAAAGAGAAAUCUUCUCUUUAGCUUAUCGUACCAACGACGGAAAACCUUGGGUACUGCCGGUGGUUCACGACGCCGAAGUCCAGCUGGCCAACGACGCGACUCUCAACCAUGAAUACCUGCCGGUCCUGGGUCACGAAGGCUUCCGAGCUGCUGCCACGGCUUUGGUCCUCGGAGAGAACUCGCCGGCGAUUAGCGAAGGACGAGUGCGUUUUCCCUUUCAAAUCAACGACAGAAGUUCAUAAAUCAGCUUUUUGCAAUUUGCAACAAUUUUGUCCAACUCUCGUUUCAAUAUUUUUUGCAGAAGUGUGAAAAAAAAUUUUCAGAAAAAAAUACAACUGUUUUAUCUCGAUCGAUUUUAAAGUGUUCUAAUGGAAAUAUUAACGUAAAACUGAGAUAACAGUUAGAGCGAAAAAAAAUUUUAAAAAAUCUAAAAUUUUUUUAAACUUAAAUGCGUUCCUCAUUGACGCGCAAGCAAUUUUUUUUUUUGGUCAUAAGAAAGCUCAUUUCAUUGACAAUGUUCUCCGAUUGAGAUUAACUUCUGUUGAAGAAAAAGAAGUCAGCUCGUUUUGUGCGAAAAUCAAGGUUCCAGGCUUUUGGUGUUCAAUGCCUUUCUGGAACGGGUGCUCUCCGCGCGGGAGCAGAAUUCCUCCACCACGUUCUUGGCUUGAGCGUUGUCUACGUGAGCAAACCGACUUGGUGAGGGUUCAUUGAAUUUCAUGGAAAUUUUCUUUUUUAGGGGAAACCACAAAUUAGUUUUCACGCGCGGUGGCUUCACCUCAGUCCGCGAUUACACCUUCUGGGACGCUGAAAACCGCUGUGUCGCCAUUGAAAAGCUAAUCGCCGAUCUCGAAGAAGCCCCAGAAAAGUAAUUUAAAUUAUCGGAAAAAAUCAUCAACGAUAUUUUUUCAAGAGCCGUUAUCAUUCUACACGGAUGUGCCCAUAAUCCAACAGGAAUGGAUCCCACCAAGGAGCAAUGGAAAAAAAUUGCCGAAGUCGUGAAAGUAAAUUUCUUUUUUUUUUGUAGCCUAUAGGUGUGAAAUAAUACGAUAGGAAGGUCAAAAACACUUUAUUUUCACUAUUUCUCGAUUCUGAAAAAUUUAGUCGUUUUUUGUAUUAUUCUUUCAUAUAAAUGAAACGAUCAUGAUUGAUUCAAUAAAUAGUUACAUAGGAAAGCUUAUUGGCAAAUAAGCUCACUUAAAUUCGGAAACUAAAUUAUUUAUUUGAGAGGAAGAAUCUGUUUACUUUCUUCGACAUUGCCUACCAAGGAUUUGCUUCUGGAGAUCCUGACGCCGACGCUUGGGCCGUUCGAUACUUUGUGGAACAAGGCUUGGAAAUGGUCGUUUCUCAGUCCUUCGCCAAAAACUUCGGCCUUUACAGUAAUUGAAGUCAAUCAUAUUUUUUACAAGAUGAAGCUUCAAGAUGAGCGUGUUGGCAAUCUGACGGUGGUUGUCAAUGACAAGAGCGUGAUCGCUGGCUUCCAGUCGCAAAUGUCUCUUGUCAUCCGUGCCAACUGGUGCGUUUUUCAGUAAACUUGGGGUUUUGAACUGAGUUGCGGCUGUUUGAAGGUAUUUGGGGGAUAAAUAUGACUUGGGUUCUGAACAAGCAUAUUGAAAGAAAUGAAGUAGCAAAGCUAAAAACUCAAUAAAUUAUAAAAUUUAUUUAAAUCUGUGAUAAAAAUUAAUUCAAACCUGUGAGGAACUAGCUGCAUUGAGAGAUUCAACUUGGGUUAUUUUAGGAACUUAACUUUUUAAACACUGAACUUUAUAAACAAGACUAUGAAGAAAAAAACAUAAUCAUUAUAAAUGAGAAAAAUUUAUCAACUACAAUCACAAUUCAGGUCGAACCCACCAGCUCACGGAGCUCGCGUCGUUCACUUGGUGCUCAGCGAUCCGAAGCGUCGUAACGAAUGGAUGGAAAGCAUCAAGGUAGCUAUAUAUAUAAUCUUACUUCUUCAUCAAAUUCCAUUCAGGCAAUGUCUGAUCGCAUCAAAACAAUGCGCGCUGCUCUCCGGGAAAAACUCGAGGCUCUUGGAACUCCGGGAAGUUGGAACCACAUUACUCAACAGAUCGGAAUGUUCAGUUUCACCGGCCUUAACGGUAACCUUAUUUUACAGAAAAUGUAUUUCUCUUUUUGCAGAGGAUCAAGUCAACCACCUGAUCAGCAAGCACAAAGUUUUCCUUCUUUCCGACGGCCGCAUCAACAUUUGUGGCCUCAACACCAAUAACAUCGAAUACGUGGCGCAAGCAAUCGAUGAGACCGUCCGUGCCGCCAAAAGCAACCUUUUAGACUUUUUUUAUUUAUUAAUUUUUGGCGCAUUUAUUGUAUAG
Molecule: messenger RNA, 3145 nt
Organism: Caenorhabditis auriculariae
Lineage: Eukaryota; Metazoa; Nematoda; Chromadorea; Rhabditida; Rhabditidae
Source: the annotation of a GenBank genome assembly